Molecule: messenger RNA, 462 nt
Organism: Colletotrichum higginsianum IMI 349063
Lineage: Eukaryota; Fungi; Ascomycota; Sordariomycetes; Glomerellales; Glomerellaceae
Exons: 2
Coding region: 1-462 (153 amino acids)
Source: RefSeq, a predicted model, not a curated record
AUGUCGUUGCAGGAGCCUCAGCCACCAGAAGACGCCAUUCGAGCGACGACGUCGCACGGGGCGAUGCAGCGUCAUGAAAAGGGAGAGGUCGACCCAACCAGCCAGCAGCAGCCGCGUCAAAACCAGAGCGUUCCCGAAGCGGCCAAGGACAGGACAACCCAGACCUCGGCCGCGGCAUUAUCGGCCCAGGGCCCGAUCGUGUCCGGCAAGCUGUGGGCGAUACAACGGUUUUGGGCCGAACAUGUCAGCGUCGUCGUCGACUUUGAGACCUGCCGCGAUCAUCUGGGUACGGCCGCCUGGAACACAUCUCCGCACACUCUCCGCAUGUCCCUCAUCAUAUCCCGGGUUCACGGAAGAGGGGGGUGCGUGUGUUACUUCGGGGAGUGGCUGCACGACAGGGCCCCUCAACAAGCAUCCGGAAUAUGUAUCCGGCGACUCCUGGUUGGCAUCCGUCGCGGUUGA